Kazachstania africana CBS 2517 is the source of this 3246-nucleotide messenger RNA. RefSeq names its product histone acetyltransferase (gene TAF1). Gene Ontology annotation, molecular function: RNA polymerase II general transcription initiation factor activity; TBP-class protein binding; RNA polymerase II general transcription initiation factor binding. Gene Ontology annotation, cellular component: transcription factor TFIID complex. Lineage: Eukaryota; Fungi; Ascomycota; Saccharomycetes; Saccharomycetales; Saccharomycetaceae. The record is from RefSeq and is a predicted model, not a curated record. The transcript has a single exon. The coding region runs from base 1 to 3246 and encodes 1081 amino acids. Gene Ontology annotation, biological process: transcription by RNA polymerase II; RNA polymerase II preinitiation complex assembly.
AUGGUCAGUAAGCAAAACAAGAAGAAGUCAAAAGUCAAGUUUAAUAAUGAUCAGAAGGAUGAAAGCAAUAAGGACUUAACAAAAGAAGAUGACGCCUAUGAUGCUAUAUUUGGAGGAGAAUUUGGAUCACUAGAGAUUGGCUCGUAUAUCAGGAAUGAUUCUAAUGACGACGGUGCCACGCAGCAUCUGCCAGAUGCUGUUGAUUUUGAGGAUGAAGAUGAACUGGCAGAUGAGGAAGAACUAUCACAGGCGGAUGACGAUAACAAAGGCACUGCAGUAAACAAAUCGCACGCUUCAAUACUUCCUAAUGACAAUAUGAAUCUAUCGUUAAACGAUAUGGAUCCGAAUGGAAAUAUGAUGAAUGAAGCUGUGGCCUUUGGCAAUGGUGUCCAGGACGGGAAUGAGUUUAUGUUAUCCCACGAUGGAUCGCCUAUAUUACCGAACAACUUAAAUGAGUUCGAAAGUGGUAAUAAUGCUUUGUUCAUGGGUAUUGAUGACACUAACGGUAAUGCUGUCUUUGUAGAACAGCAAACCUCAUAUGACAUGUUUUCCAUGGCAAAUAAUAAUCAACCUCAAAUUAGUAAACAAGAUGAAAAGAUAAGGUCAGCCAACAGGGAAAAGGCUCUAUUAAAGUAUUAUUUCCCAGAUUUUAAGAAGGGGGAUAAUGUAAGAUGGAAUAGAUCAAUAUAUCGAAAAAGUAAAAGAUAUAACUAUCACAUUGAAACAGAUUUCAUACCAUUAAAACCUCUCAUACCAUCAAAAUUAAAGUUACAGGUUCAGCAAGAUCAGAAAAAGAUUUUUAGAACUAUGGAUCACAUAACGACAAUACAGGCAUUGCAAAAGAAGAAGAAGAAGCAUAGUAUUAUCACCGCCACUUUGGAUGAACUUUAUCCACUUAUUGAUGAAAAAUCUAACGAGAAGACAAAUUUAAAUGAAAAUAACAAAAUUUCAGAGGAUUUAUUGGUGGCUACCGAUGAUUGGGAUGAAGAGAAAAUUAUUAACGGAGAAAAGAGUAUUGAGAGAAAUACUGAUACUUUACUUUCCACUAAGGUCGAUGAUAUUAAUAGUGACGCUUGGAAUUGGAAUGAAGAUAACUUGGUCGAUGCUAAGUUAUCUGAAGCAAAGCAUGCAGAGUUAGAUAUGAAUGAUGAGAAGUUGCUUCUAUUAAUUCAAAGAGAACCUGUACAUAAAGAUGUUCAACCAAUUUCCGUUAACCUACCGUUUGACCAUAUGUUUUCUGGCCCUCAGUUAAGCGAAAAAUUGCUCUUAUCAAAAUUUAACAUUUCCAAUGAUGAAAUAUACAGUACCCUUAAGCGGACGCAUCAACCAAAAGUACGUUCUACUAUUUCAAAUCUCAAUAUUGAACAUUCACAACCCGCUAUAAAUCUACAAUCACCCUUUUAUAAGGUUGUGUUGCCGAGAAAUCAAUUAAGAUUUUAUCAUAGACCUAAAUUUGGGUCUAAUAUCCGUCCUAAUACGACAUUUUUCUUCAAUAAAUUGAAGACAAGGAAGCGUAAGCGUGAUAAGGGCAAAGAUGUCAGAGAGUCGUUUACUUCCACCGCUGACUUAACGAUUGGUGAUACUGCUCCAAUAUAUUUGAUGGAGUACUCAGAACAAGAUCCACUAGCACUUUCAAAAUUUGGUAUGGCCAAUAAAUUAAUUAACUACUACAGAAAAUACAAUGAGCAAGAUACUUUAAGGCCUAAAUUACCCGUAGGUGAAACGCAUGUACUCGGUGUUCAGGAUAAGUCACCCUUUUGGAAUUUUGGCUUUGUAGAACCAGGUCAUAUCGUUCCAACAUUGUACAAUAACAUGGUUCGUGCACCUGUAUUCAAACAUGGAGUCUCUGGAACUGACUUUUUACUGGUGAGGAGUACUGGCAAUGGUACUAACAAUAAAUUCUAUUUGAGAAACAUUAAUCAUCUGUUUACAGUAGGCCAAACUUUCCCAGUCGAAGAAAUUCCUGGUCCAAACUCAAGGAAAGUUACUUCAAUGAGAACGACAAGACUAAAAAUGAUUGUUUAUAGAAUCUUAAACAGAACACCAAAUCGUGCAAUUUCAAUUGAACCAAUUACAAGGCAUUUCCCUGACCAGGAUUAUGGUCAGAAUAGACAAAAAAUUAAAGAGUUUAUGAAAUAUCAAAGGGAGGGACCUGAUAAGGGGCUUUGGAAAUUGAAAGAAGGGGAAGUUUUAUUAGAUAAUGAAAAUACCAAGAAACUUCUUUUACCUGAGCAAGUAGCAGAAGUCGAGUCCAUGUCACACGGUUUACAAUUCUGGGAGGACAACGAAAAUUAUAAUUUUGAUGAAAAACUGUUAAAGCUAGAAGAAAAUCUUUUACCUUGGAAUGUUACAAAGAAUUUUGUCAACGCCACACAGAUGAGGGCGAUGAUUCAAAUCCAUGGUGCAGGUGAUCCUACGGGUUGUGGUGAAGGUUUCUCCUUCUUAAAGACGUCUAUGAAAGGUGGUUUUGUCAAAUCAGAAUCGGCAGGCCCAGAAGAAAAGAGGAAAAAGAAGCGGAAUGCAUCAGUGGAAAAAAAUGGUAAUAGCACAGGACAUACGUACAACGUUGUUCAGCAACAAAAGGCUUAUGAGGAAGAAAUCAGUAAGACGUGGUAUACACAUACAAAGUCAUUAAGUGUCACUAAUCCAUUUGAAGAGAUUGAUGACCCAAAUGUUAUCAAUCAAACAAACAAAAAGGUUCGUACCCAUAGAGAUGACAAUAAAGUCUUGAAAAUAGUACGGAAAAGGAGGGACGAAAACGGUAUUAUACAAAGGCAAACUAUCAUUAUAAAGGAUCCUCGUGUUAUCAAGGGGUACAUCCGCGGUAAAGAGAGGAUGAAAGAGGCCAAAUUAGACGUUAAUAAACUAUUAGAAGAUGAUAAUUUGAAUUUGGAAAACGUUGAAGAUAUCGAGAUGCAAAAGAAGUUAUUGCAAAAUGAGUUAGCUUCAUUGGAAAAAUCUCAACAAAGAAGAGCUGCCAGACAAAUGAUCACAGCAAACAAGAAAAAGAUGCAAGAACAGCAGAACCCUGAUGGAAGUGCAAGUCCGGGCAAAGUAACGAAGUCAAAGAAUACGACUAGACGUUGUGCAACUUGUGGACAAAUCGGUCAUAUUAGGACAAAUAAAUCAUGUCCAAUGUAUAAUGCUGCUAAUAAUGCUGCCAAUGAGGACAACUCGACUAAUGCCACCAAUAGUCCAGCCGCCGUUACCACGCCUAUUGUACAUAACAGUUCUGAAGUACAGUAG